Messenger RNA from Condylura cristata (star-nosed mole), 6085 nucleotides. It is a transcript of the gene CNTNAP2, whose product is annotated as contactin associated protein-like 2. The coding region runs from base 1 to 3936 and encodes 1311 amino acids. The record is from RefSeq and is a predicted model, not a curated record. The transcript is spliced from 24 exons. NCBI's taxonomy places the organism in Eukaryota, Metazoa, Chordata, Mammalia, Eulipotyphla, Talpidae.
AUGGUCAGCAUCCCUUAUAAGGCCUUGUGUCAGGCAGAAAAAUGCGAUGAGCCACUGGUAUCUGCUCUUCCUCACUCAGCUUUCAGCAGCUCAUCCUCAAUGUCUGGGGGUUAUUCUCCUGGCUACGCGAAGAUUAAUAAGCGAGGGGGUGCUGGGGGAUGGUCUCCAUCAGACAGUGACCAUUAUCAAUGGCUUCAGGUUGACUUUGGCAAUCGGAAGCAGAUCAGUGCCAUCGCUACCCAAGGAAGAUACAGUAGCUCAGAUUGGGUGACCCAAUACCGCAUGCUCUACAGCGACACUGGGAGGAACUGGAAACCCUAUCAUCAAGAUGGGAACAUCUGGGCCUUCCCCGGGAACACCAACUCCGACGGCGUGGCCCGGCACGACCUGCAGCACCCGGUGGUGGCGCGCUACGUGCGGGUGGUGCCGCUGGACUGGGGCGCCGAGGGCCGCAUCGGGCUGCGGGUGGAGCUGUACGGCUGCGCCUACUGGGCUGAUGUUAUCAGCUUUGAUGGCCAUGUCGUCUUGCCAUAUAGAUUCAGAAACAAGAAGAUGAAAACACUGAAAGACGUCAUCGCCUUGAAAUUUCAAACAUCUGAAAGUGAAGGGGUCAUCUUGCACGGGGAAGGACAGCAAGGAGAUUACAUCACUUUGGAGCUGAGAAAAGCCAAGCUGGUCUUCAGCUUAAACCUGGGGAGCAACCAGCUGGGCCCCAUCUAUGGCCACACGUCGGUGACGACUGGGAGUCUGCUGGACGAUCACCACUGGCACUCGGUGGUCAUCGAGCGCCAGGGCCGCGGCAUCAACCUCACCCUGGACCGGAGCCUGCAGCACUUCCGCACCAACGGCGAGUUCGACUACCUGGACCUGGACUAUGAGAUAACCUUUGGAGGUAUACCUUUCUCUGGCAAGCCAAGCUCCAGCAGCAGAAAGAAUUUCAAAGGCUGCAUGGAAAGCAUUAACUACAAUGGCGUCAACAUAACUGAUCUUGCAAGAAGGAAGAAACUAGAGCCGUCAAAUGUGGGAAAUCUGAGCUUCUCCUGUGUGGAGCCCUACACGGUGCCUGUCUUCUUCAACGCAACCAGUUACCUGCAGGUGCCUGGACGGCUCAACCAGGACCUGUUUUCUGUCAGCUUCCAGUUUAGGACCUGGAACCCCAACGGCCUCCUGCUUUUCAGCCACUUUGCAGACGACCUGGGCACCGUGGAGAUUGACCUCACCGAGAGCAAAGUGGGUGUCCACAUCAACAUCACGCAGACGAAGAUGAGCCAGGUGGACAUUUCCUCAGGUUCUGGGUUGAAUGAUGGGCAGUGGCACGAGGUUCGUUUCCUAGCAAAGGAGAAUUUCGCUAUUCUCACCAUCGAUGGAGAUGAGGCUUCAGCAGUUCGAACUAACAGUCCUCUUCAGGUUAAAACAGGAGAGAAGUACUUCUUUGGAGGCUUCCUGAACCAGAUGAACAACGCCAGCCCCGCUGUCCUUCAGCCUUCGUUCCAAGGAUGCAUGCAGCUCAUUCAGGUGGACGAUCAGCUUGUGAACUUAUAUGAAGUGGCCCAGAGGAGGCCGGGAAGUUUUGCCAACGUCAGCAUCGACAUGUGCGCCAUCAUAGACAGAUGUGUGCCCAAUCACUGCGAGCACGGCGGCAAGUGCUCACAGGCCUGGGACAGCUUCACAUGCACCUGUGACGAGACGGGAUACAGCGGGGCCACCUGCCACAACUCUAUCUACGAGCCGUCCUGCGAGGCCUACAAGCAUCUCGGCCAGACGUCCAAUUACUACUGGAUAGAUCCCGACGGCAGCGGGCCCCUGGGGCCCUUGAAGGUCUACUGCAACAUGACAGAGGACAAAGUGUGGACCAUCGUGUCCCACGACCUGCAGAUGCAGACGACGGUGGCGGGCCACCCCCCGGAGAAGUACUCGGUGACGCAGCUCGCCUACAGCGCCUCCAUGGAGCAGAUCAGCGCCAUCACCAGCAGCGCUGAGUACUGCGAGCAGUAUGUCUCCUACUUCUGCAAGAUGUCGCGGCUGCUGAACACCCCAGAUGGCAGUCCUUACACCUGGUGGGUUGGCAAAGCCAAUGAGAAGCAUUACUACUGGGGAGGCUCUGGCCCUGGAAUUCAGAAAUGCGCCUGUGGCAUCGAGCGCAACUGCACCGACCCCAAGUAUUACUGCAACUGUGAUGCGGAUUACAAGCAGUGGAGGAAGGACGCUGGCUUCUUGUCCUACAAAGAUCACCUGCCAGUGAGCCAGGUGGUGGUUGGAGAUACAGACCGCCAAGGCUCAGAAGCCAAACUGAGCGUGGGUCCCCUGCGCUGCCAAGGAGACAGGAAUUACUGGAAUGCUGCCUCCUUCCCGAACCCGUCUUCCUACCUACACUUCUCAACGUUCCAAGGGGAGACGAGUGCUGACAUUUCUUUCUACUUCAAAACACUGACUCCCCGGGGAGUCUUUCUGGAAAACCUGGGGAACACAGAUUUCAUCAAGCUGGAGCUGAAAUCUGCCACAGAAGUCUCCUUUUCCUUUGACGUUGGCAACGGGCCCGUGGAGAUCGUGGUGCGGUCGCCCUCGCCCCUCAACGACGACCAGUGGCACCGGGUCACCGCCGAGAGGAACGUCAAGCAGGCCAGCCUGCAGGUGGACCGGCUGCCGCAGAAGACCCGCAGGGCCCCCACCGAGGGCCACACCCGGCUGGAGCUCUACAGCCAAUUGUUCGUUGGUGGGGCCGGGGGCCAGCAAGGCUUCCUGGGCUGCAUCCGCUCCCUGAGGAUGAACGGGGUGACCCUGGACCUGGAGGAAAGGGCAAAAGUCACCUCAGGCUUCAAAUCCGGAUGCUCGGGCCACUGCACCAGCUACGGGACCAACUGCGAGAACGGAGGGAAGUGCAUCGAGAAAUACCACGGCUACUCCUGCGAUUGCUCCCUCACGGCUUACGACGGGACGUUUUGCAACAAAGAUGUCGGUGCAUUUUUUGAAGAGGGAAUGUGGCUGCGAUACAACUUCCAGGCAUCAGGAGGGAAUACCAAAGAGGCGGGCAGCCGGCCAGAGGGCUCCCCGGAUCCGCAGGGCUCACCCCCAGACCUGGCCCACGAGGAGAUCCGCUUCAGCUUCAGCACCACCAAGGCGCCCUGCAUCCUCCUCUACGUCAGCUCCCUCACCACGGACUUCCUGGCCGUCCUCGUCAAACCCUCCGGGAACUUACAGAUUCGGUAUAACCUGGGCGGCACCAGGGAGCCAUACAGCAUCGACGUGGAGCACAGGAACAUGGCGGGCGGGCAGCCCCACAGCGUCAACAUCACCCGCCACGAGAGGACCGUCACCCUCAAGCUGGACCAUUACCCUGCUGUGAGCUACCACCUGCCGAGUUCGUCGGACACGCUCUUCAACUCCCCCAAGUCGCUCUUUCUGGGAAAAGUGAUAGAAACAGGGAAGAUUGAGCAGGAGAUUCACAAGUACAACACCCCGGGAUUCACCGGCUGCCUCUCCAGAGUCCAGUUCAACCAGAUCGCGCCUCUCAAGGCGGCCCUGAGGCAAACCAACGCCUCCGCCCACGUGCACGUCCAGGGUGAGCUGGUGGAGUCCAACUGUGGGGCCUCCCCGCUGACCCUGUCCCCCAUGUCGUCCGCCACGGACCCCUGGCACCUCGACCGCCUGGACUCAGCCAGCGCCGACUUCCCGUAUAACCCCGGACAAGGUCAAGCCAUCAGAAAUGGAGUGAACAGGAACUCGGCUAUCAUUGGAGGGGUCAUCGCCGUGGUGAUUUUCACCAUCCUCUGCACCUUGGUCUUCCUCAUCCGCUACAUGUUCCGUCACAAGGGCACCUACCACACCAACGAAGCUAAGGGGGCCGAGUCAGCAGAGAGCGCAGACGCCGCCAUCAUGAACAACGACCCCAACUUCACAGAGACCAUUGACGAGAGCAAAAAGGAGUGGCUUAUCUGAGGGAUGGCUAUGUGGCUCUGGGACGGGGAGGGGAGGCCCGGGGAGGAGGGAAAGGGACAAAAGAACCCUGCUUCAUACUCCCGAGCAACACCCUUAAAAUAUCAGCACAAGCUGGGGGAGGCGAACAAAACACUCCGAGACUGAUCACCGCAAAUACUUUUUAAUAUUUCUUUAUAGCUGAGUUUCCCCUUCUGUAUCAAAACAAAAUAAUACAGAAAAUGCUUUUAGAGUUUAAGCAAUGGUUGAAAUUUGUAGGUAAUAUCUGUCUUAUUUUGUGUGUAUUUAGAGGUAUUCUAAAAACCCAUGGUAACAGGGCAAGUUUUCUACAUUUUUAAGAGCCCUUAGAAUGUGGAUAUUUUUUUUUUCUUGAGAAAAGCUGACGCACAUACAUAUGACCUCCAGCAUUCUCUUCCUUUUGCUUAGAGUCAACUUUUAAUGGGCUAUUGUAGUAUCUAGUUCGUGUUCAUAUAAUACUUCUUUUUGUGUCCUGUAAGUGGGAAAGAAGAGGGUAAAGAGAAUCUACUAUCUGCCAGUUUUCAGAGACCCCAGUCUAUGCCAGUGGUCUGAGUUUCCUCCUUAGCAGUGGAAAGAGGAAAAGGGUGGGGCAUCAUUUAUGAGACAACUGUCUACACAACAGAGGGCCACACUACCAACCAGGGGAAGUAGCUUCCUGUGGGAGCUUUACUGCGAGAUUAGAGCUUUCCGUGAAUGUAGUCUCAUGCCUGGUCCCUCUCUGUCACUGUGAGCUAAGUACCACGGUGACAAGCUGCUAGAAGACUUCUGUCUGUGACUGCUGGCUUAGAUUCUGUGUGUGUGAGCUCCCCAGUGAACAUGAGAGCUAACUACUCCUUGUUACUUCCAUAGUUAUCGUAAGAGUGUGGCUACUUCCAGUGAAUAUGUAAAUUCAGUUGGUCUCCUUUUGCUUUCAAACUCCUUUUCAAGCCCCUGUCCACAAUCCUAGCAGUGUCCUCUGAAUGGACAUGCCACAAUAAAGCCAAGUUACGCCUGCUGUUAUCAUCGCCGUUACUCUGGAGUCAAAGGGAAAACACUGCCAUGUUUUAAGUCUUCUCCACGUGCUGGUUCAUCCCCCAACAGACUGGCUGCCAUGAUUCAGGGGUCUUCUGUGGCAGCACAUUGGAACCUCAGGUUCACGGCACAGCUGGGGACUGUUGCUUCCCAGAGAACAGACGUGUCUAGUCAAUCACACUCUUGACCUUGACCAACUAGUCCAACAAGUAGCUCCCUAAUUUUAUCUGAUGAAACAGACUUGGCGUAAACUAAUCAGACAGAGCCUUUAUGGGAGCCUCCAAAAUAAUCAGUUCACUCAGUUCAUUUACUUCUAAAAAGAUGACACAAACGUUAUUUCUCGUAACUACCAUUUCAGAUCAUUGUGGUUCAGGCUCUUCUACUUAAUGAGCACUUUUAGGAAAAAACUUUACGUCAGCAUGUGGAGGCAUUAACCAUAACUGCUUUCUUCCUUCUCCUGGAAAGGAGGUAAGAUGAGGUUUGAAAUGUAUUGGUGCCAGUCUGCUGAUGGCUGCCCCAAUACAAUGGAAACUGGCUCGGGUGUUAGGGUUAUGGAUACGCUGUCAGGAUAUGCUGUGCGGACAACUUCCCGGGAUCUCAAUUCCUCGAAUAGUGGAAAGUGUUACCAGAGCCGCCAACGUGCUCUUCACCGGGACGCACACGUGCCGCAGGAGUGAUGCCCUUACGCAAGGCGAGGGAGUCCUUUGGCUGUCACUUGGUUGCUGACCUCAGACACCAUUAGUUAGUCUUGACCGUUUUUAAAACGGUCUUGAUCAUUCUCCAUAAGGCACAUUUAAAGGGCAAAGUAUUAAAGAUUACUAAAUAGCAGAACAAUGCAACAUUUACAACUGACACGCUGGAAGACCAAGGGUUUGAGGAGCCAGGAUGACUGCCCAGAGGGUUCUUUCAUGUACUGUGAAGUUGAAAAGGCUGAUCUCGAGCAUUCUGUGUUAGACAUGUUUCUUGUUCUUCUAAACCUCCUUUGUGUUAGUACUUUGGCUCUUCUCUACGAUGCCAGAUGGACACUUACUUCCUGCAUCUCCCACAAUAGCUUGUUUCUUUACCCACAGUCUCAGCACUUUCCUUCCAAAAUGACUAGGGGAUUAAAAGAAUCAAAAACCUC